Molecule: messenger RNA, 249 nt
Organism: Funneliformis geosporum
Lineage: Eukaryota; Fungi; Glomeromycota; Glomeromycetes; Glomerales; Glomeraceae
Source: the annotation of a GenBank genome assembly
UGGAAUAAACAACGAUGGCAUGUCAUCCUCAGUGUGAACAAGUGGUUGGGUUUAAAGAAAUUACGUUGCCGAAUAUCGCGAUACGUUUACAGCCAAGGCGAACUGAUAUUUAAUGGCCAUGCAAAGACAGAUUUUGACGAACGAGAUUGGCAAAUCAUGUUCGUUCUAAGCAAUGGAAAGGAUCCUUUGCUGGUUAUCGAUAACAUUCUUGAUGGAACAUAUGACGAUGAAAUUACGGAAUUCCUUUAA